Molecule: messenger RNA, 2964 nt
Organism: Venturia canescens
Lineage: Eukaryota; Metazoa; Arthropoda; Insecta; Hymenoptera; Ichneumonidae
Exons: 7
Coding region: 463-2145 (560 amino acids)
Cellular component (GO): plasma membrane
Source: RefSeq, a predicted model, not a curated record
AUAUUCCACCCACGGAGUACGGAGCUAGCCAGUCGGGUCUCGGGUCGCCCACUUCCUAUCUGAUAUAUUGUUGAAACGCGGCUUCACUGAUGUCUCGUCCCUUUCUCGUUGUUAUCGAUAAAAAGCCUGUGGAUUCCAUUUAUAAUAUAAUAUAAUUUUGUACAUUCUUUUGGUGGGAUCAAAGCAAACUUAUGACGUAUCAUAAAAAACCAAGAAAAACACGAUAGUAUACCGUGACAAUUAUUGUAUCGACAUUGCGUUGUUUGUCAAGUGUGAUUGCAUUAUGUACAUGUAGUGCUCUUGGUUCGGUUCAAUUGAUAUUUAUAUAGUGCUGGUGAAACGUGAACGUGUUCAUCGCGUCGAUACGAGCGUGACUCACGCGAAAAAACAUCAGGACCUGGUACUGUCAAAAUAUUUUCGACGGCACAGAUGUGAUAGAAGUGUGCUACGCGAUUAUUCGAAAUGAAUUGCGCGAGACUCGGACUCUUUCUUGUAACUACAAUUCUUUAUUCUUUCGUUCGAGUUGAAGGGUUCAGUGGAUAUGUAACCCUAACUAAUGACGGACCAAGCGUCCAAGGCGGGAGAAUCGUUUUUAGAGCUGAUCUUUACGAAAGCGACGGUAGUCGGCCAUCAGGAACAUAUUUCUACGAAUGGAGAGACAAUGCAUUUGCAUCCGUCCCAUAUGAGUCACCAGCAACUUCAAAUACUACAUCUUACUGGGUGGUCGAUUAUCCUCCGGACAGAUAUCCUGUAGGAAUUUACGAAGUGCAAGUGGUUGUCAGUAGAAAAAUAUUUAUUGUUUGGAGUCCCAUAACCAGCCGUCGAGCUGAUUUUCAAAUUACAACUCUUUUGAAUGGAAACAUGAGUAUGGCUCAAGGUAACAAAACUUUGACCAAAGAAUUCGUAGCAUCCGGUCUGAAUACGAAAAUAAAUGUAACAUUACGAGACGGCGACAAUUUUUAUGUUAAAAACAACUUGAGUAAAGCGUCGACCUAUUGGUUUGUGGAUUGUAAAUACUAUGGUAUGACCGAGGAUUUCAGUUUCGAUUACAAAUUCACGAAACCUGAUGAAGUUUACACGGUCGAAGCGCUCGUAAUCGCGUCUCACGAAGAGCCUACGACUACUACUGUCGCACCAACGACAACAACGACGACAACAACACUACCACCAACAAAAACUACAACAGUGGUACCGAUAACAAUAUCAGCUAAGACCCCAACACCAAAGAAUACAACAAUGGCUGCACCAACGCUUAAUACGAUAACCAGUAAAUUGUCAAGCACAAGUUUUGUAAAUUCUACAAUUGCUCUGCCGUCGACUCUUUCGUCAACGCAGACAUCAAGCUUCAUUGAAACUACUAUUGGGCCAACAGUUGCUCCAAAAAAUGUCAAAACAACCACAGUGCCGAACGUGACGACUCAUGAAAACGGUGAACUAUUCGGGAACGUCACAUUUCCUUUUGUAUGCUUGAAUUCAUCCAUCAUACCGCCUGACCCGAAAAAAACGUACGGCUACUUUCACCGACAAGUCAAAGUGAGAGCGCCUAUAACCAACAUUACGGUCGACGGCACAAACUGGAUACAACCUUGGGAUAUGCUUUCGUUGAAAGUAGCCUGUCACGGUUCAGGACCCUUCACCAGGUGCCUGAAUUUUCAUCGGGGACAAUACAAUGUAACCGGAAAUGAAACUUGCAAGGAGGGCAUUUUUUUACCAACCUGCAAUUUUUCAAUUGUCCAUUAUUUUCUGGAGCCAAGCGUUUACACGAUAGUCGUUAUACUGGAUAACGAAGUCAGCAAACAGGUUUAUCCUGUAACCAUUAACAUUUAUAACGUGAAAACUCAGCCACAAUUGUCGGUUAUUGUGGUACCGGUUUCCUGUUCUCUCGUUGCCGUCGUUCUCAUCAUAUUUGGUGUCGCGUAUUACAUCCAGAGCCGAGCGAGAUUCACUAUCGAAGUUGCGGACUUCGAUUUUGGCCAAAAUAAUCCUGAAAUGGAGUACAAAACAUUCACAGAACGUCUCCGAGACUCGUUCAAUAACACUGUAAGAAACGGCAAAAGGAUUAUCGUACGGAAGCCUUACUAUGGAAGCAUGAACGACCAGCGUAUACCAAUUGUUCAUUCUGAUAAACCGAACAACCAUUUUUGAACUUCUGAACGGAUACAAGCAGUUGAAUAAUCCUGGAGGCUCCACGGGUGGAGAACAAUGGACGGGCGUUCGUGAAUCUGGGAAUAGGCUGGAUCCAUGAAAGCACCAAAUCGAUAAGAACCAGUGUCAAAAAGGGCGUUGAGAUCAAUCUGUCCUGAAACUACAGUCAAAUAUUUACAACGUAACUUUCACGGACGAAGUAUAUAUCAAGAUAAUUGUGUAUAAGAAUGGAUAAAAUACGAUGAAAGAGAGGGGAUCCCUCAGUGUUGGAUCACGCUCACUUAGUAUUUGCAGAUGAAAUUUUAAGAUGAAAAGUAUAAACGUGUAAUGAUCGGGAAUUUUUCGCUUCCCGAGUUUGUUUUGAAAGCAAACAUCAAAGCUAACACACGAAACACACAGAAAACAACACAAACAAAAUAUAAACUCCUCAUUCCGUCAUAUAUCGAGAGAAAUUUAAUAAAUAUUGUACAUAGUACAUUUUUUUAUAGGCUGUGAAAGUAAAUAACGCAACGAUAUAGAAACGGCUAUGGAAUGAAAUACGCGUACCUUUGUUACUGGGACAAUGCGCUCCCUCAAGUCGCUUUUAUCCUUAUAAAAUAUUUUUGUUUUUCUCUCCAUUUAAGCCACUAUCCAGUUACAUACAUUUACAAAUGUUGUUAAAUAAUUUACGGAUAAUGAGAUAAAUCGAUAAACUAAGCGGAUGCUUGGAUCAAUAUAUUAUAUUAAUAUUAUAUUCAAUCAGGUCAAUAAUUAUAAUGUAAAUAUGAGAUGCUGAAUGUUGGACUCGGGUAUGAAUAUACAUGAUACUAUACCAAUUCA